Molecule: messenger RNA, 438 nt
Organism: Lycium barbarum (goji berry)
Lineage: Eukaryota; Viridiplantae; Streptophyta; Magnoliopsida; Solanales; Solanaceae
Exons: 3
Coding region: 1-438 (145 amino acids)
Source: RefSeq, a predicted model, not a curated record
AUGAGAAUCAGCCUAAAUCGGUUCUUGGGGCCACACACAGUAGAUGCCACUAAGGGGCCCGACAUUUCUACCUUGAUUGCUACUGACACUGCUAAGGUACCCGUUUCUGCUGAUGCUACUGUUCCUACCUCAGUAUCUGCCUCUGCCCCUGUUCCUACUACUACUACCACCACCACCACCACCACCACCACUACUCCUACUACUACUGUCAAAAAUUUGUUUGUUGAUGAUGAGGUGGACGCUGUGUCCACGACCCUGAAGAGCAAGAGGAAAUGGGAUGUUGUGGACCCAUCUCCUGAGGACCCAGUAGAGGAGCAUUACCCUGAUCCUAUUGGUGCUUCGACUGGUAGCACACCAGCGUCUAUUCUGGCUGCUGGGGAGACUUUUCCUACUGAGGCUGAUGCUGAAGCUCUGUCUGUGGAGGCGGCACCAGCCUGA